This is a messenger RNA of Siniperca chuatsi (mandarin fish), 2815 nucleotides long. Its product is annotated as UDP-glucuronosyltransferase 2B17-like. Lineage: Eukaryota; Metazoa; Chordata; Actinopteri; Centrarchiformes; Sinipercidae. The coding region runs from base 38 to 1513 and encodes 491 amino acids. The transcript is spliced from 3 exons. The record is from RefSeq and is a predicted model, not a curated record. Gene Ontology annotation, molecular function: UDP-glycosyltransferase activity.
UUUGAUCGUUCCUUUAGAAGGAAGCCACUGGGUGAAUAUGGACAUCAUGAUCAAAGCUCUCCACUCUCGAGGACACUCUGUUGAUGUGGUACGAACCAAUAAAAGCUGGUACAUACAGGGCGACUCUCCGCACUACAAGGCAAUCACAGUUCCUGUCACUGAAGCCUUUAAUCAUGACUUUAUUAACCCCAUCCUGGAAAAGAUAAUUCAUAUAGAAAGGGGAGAAAGCUCCAUUUUGAGCUUUGCAAGUUUGCAGGUUGAGAUGUUUACUGCGAUGUUUAACAUGCAUAGAAUAAUGUGCAAAAUGGCUACUAACAUGUUUAAAGAUAAAGACUUAAUGAAUAGUUUAAAGGAUAGUAAGUAUGACCUGGUCCUCACUGACCCAGCAUGGGGUGCAGGUAUAAUGUUGGCUCACGCUCUUAAACUACCUCUGGUCUAUAAUGUGAGGUGGACAACUAGCGGAGAGGGACACUUGGCCAUUGCACCUUCUCCUUUAUCUUAUAUCCCAAUGACUGGCUCAGGACUGUCAGACAAAAUGACUUUCAUACAAAGAGUCAAAAAUCUCAUUUUCUAUGUCAUUUGGCAAGCUCAGGAUGGAUUUUUAAUCCGCCCUCAGUAUCAAGCUGUUUGUGAUAAGUUCUUCGGCCCAGAAGUCAAAUACAGUGACUUAUUACAGGGAGCAGACCUGUGGCUCAUGAGAGCGGACUUUGUGUUUGAGUUCCCUCGCCCCACCAUGCCUAAUGUUGUCUAUAUGGGAGGGUUCCAGUGUAAACCUGCCAAACCUUUGCCUCAACACCUGGAGGAGUUUGUGCAGAGUUCUGGAGAGCACGGAGUCAUCAUCAUGUCUCUGGGGACUUUUGUGAGUGAACUUCCUGAUGACCUGACAAACGAGAUCGCUGCAGCUUUUGCCAAAUUACCUCAGAAAGUCAUCUGGAGGCAUAAAGGUGACAGACCAGCCACUCUGGGCAACAACACUUUAAUAGUCGAGUGGAUGCCGCAGAAUGAUCUUUUAGGACAUCCCAAGAUAAAACUAUUCGUGGCUCAUGGAGGAACAAACGGAGUUCAAGAAGCUAUUUAUCAUGGAGUCCCAGUUGUGGGUCUGCCUGUGUUUUUUGACCAACAUGACAACCUGCUGCGACUGAAAGAGAGAGGAGGGGCUAAGCUUCUAACCAUUAACACAGUGGACAAAGACGACAACUUCCUUAAGGCCAUACAGGAAGUCCUGAACGAGCCCUCCUACAGGAUGAACAUGCAGAGACUCUCCAGGCUGCACCGAGAUCAGCCAAUGAAGCCGCUGGACACCGCCCUCUUCUGGAUAGAGUUUGUGAUGAGACACAAAGGUGCAGCUCACCUGAGAACAGAGUCCUACAGACUGCCCUGGUAUUCCUACCACUCUGUUGAUGUACUUCUGUCUUUUCUGGCUACUGCUGUGGUGAUUACUCUUCUCCCUCUUGUGUUUUUCAGAUUUGCAUGUCUUGAGAAAUGCUUGAAAAGAAAAACAAAUACCAAAUGACAAGACACUGAAAUCUGUCCUGCUCCUUCGACAAAGAAAUUAUACAUAAUCGUGUUGUUUAGGAUUUUAGCUCAAUUAACUGAAAGAGAGGUUAUUUAAUUCACUCUUUCUCACAAGUCUUGAUUAUUAAAUGAAUAUGUAAAGCCUUCUUCAAUAGCAUCAAUUUCUUCACAUUUUCCUGAAACAAAAAUACAACCAUAAAACAGAUACCCCCAUGUCCACUGGCUAUAGUCCCUCUUGAAGUGCAGCAGGGGGAAUUAUGGUUGGGUUGCAUAUCUGAGCUUUUACUGAAUAACAGGAAUUUGUUCUUCUAUUUUUCCAUGCAGGAUAAUGGUUGGUUGUGUGAGGCUUUUUCCAAAGCCACGUAACAAUGAGAGCACGCACCAGUGGCAGCUGGCCAAUAGAGGGCGUUAGGGCGCAUAACAGCCAUAACAUAUGCGCUUCCUACACGUCUCUCCACCUGUCUGCAAGUCUCAGCAGCUCUGGGGCAUGGAGGAAUCGCCCACAGGAGGCGGGUCUGAGUAAUUUAGCCGAAGAUAUGAACGUAUGACAUCAAAUUUAGCCAAUCAGCGUCCACAGAUCUAAUCUGAAAAGGGCGAUUAUUUUAUCACCCCAAUCCAGCCACUGCUAUAAGGCCAGAACCUUCUUUUUUGCAGUCUGUGGUCAGGACGUCUACAGGCACCAUUUUGUCUACAUGACAAUGGCAAAUGUGAUCACUAACUUACCACUAACUCCAAGACCCAACCCUAACUCGGUAAAAUCUCUCCUCCAAGAUCCGUUUGAGAGGAGAACUUUGGCGGAGAAAUUACAGGUGAAAGAGCUGGGCCCAGAUCAACCUGACCUCGCAAUCAGACAGCAGGCUAGCUAAAAAGGGAAGCAGUGGCUUCUCUCGUAGCUGGUACACCAGAAAGGCCUGGCUAGCUGGAUGCAGCCAAGCUAGUGGCUUAUUUUGCUUUCCGUGCCUGCUUUUUUACGGGGACAGAUCCAGCAUGGACAGUUACGGGAGUGAGGGAUAUGAAGUACCUCUCUGAGAAAGUAAGGAAACAUGAGAACACCAGGGCACACGUGGAUAAUUAUGUCCAGCUAACUUUAGCCACAUUAGGCAGAGUGAACGUCGCUAUGCAGCUGGACGACGGCUACAGGAUCGCAGUGAGGAAACACAGUAAGGAGGAGAUGCAGAAGUAAUGAGAGAGGGGAGGAAAGCAGCAGUGACAUGUUGGAUGCUCCCCUUGAUUGGUAGCUCAUCAGCUGAAGAACAUGAUCACCUUUGACCUCGAGUAAUACUGCGUUAUUUCCAUAGAG